UAAGAACGGACGUGAGAAGCCUUACAACGUAAGUCAGACCCGUUCCAAAACUGCCAGAGUGCGUGCACAGGGUCAUUUCGCUCAUCUUUCAACAACAGGUCAAAUACUGGGCCUUGGGCAAUGAGUGUUGGGGCCCCUGGCAGGUCAUGCAAAUGACCAAGGAGGACUACGCCAAGCAGGCUUACCAAUGGGCCAAGGCGCUCAAGCUUCUCGAUCCCUCUUUGGAACUGAUCCUCUGCGGUGAGACUGGCUUCAGCAGCUGGGACACAUAUGUGAUUAAGGAGUGCAUCACAUGGAGUUUGCAUGGUCUUGGUGGAAGCACCACUGCGUCGUUGAUCGACAUGCACAGCAUCCACCUUUACACUGCAUCGGAAGACCAUCUGAAGAAUGCCACCGCACCCAGAGCCGCCGAGCGCGCCAUUGAAAUCACUGGCAGCCUUAUCGAUCUGGCCCGCAUUGAGAAUAAGGUGCCGCCCACAUGCAAGAGACAAAAGAUUUGCUUCGACGAGUGGAAUGUUUGGGAUCCCGUCAGAGCACCUGGUGAAGAGGGUGCUGAGGAGGCAUACACACUGUCUGACGCUUUAGCCGUCGGUGUUUGGCUCAACGUAUUUGUUCGUCAGGCAAAGUACGUUGGCAUGGCCAACAUUGCUCAAUCUGUUAACGUCAUCUCUCCCUUGAUGACCACGAAGGAAGGCAUCACCAAGCAAACUACUUGGUGGCCUCUGUUGUUAUUCAGCAAGUACAUGAGAGGAUCUACCAUCGCCACCCACGUGCGCGCUCCCGAGUACGAGGGCGCCACCGAGCCCGUCUGGAUCCGCGGCGCCAUCGAGACUCCUUACCUCGACGUCAGUGCCACCAUCGACGACAACGGCUUUGUCAACUUGGCCGUCGUCAACGUCCACGAGACCAAGGGAUUUUCUGUCGAUCUCGAGGGUGUCAAGGAGGGUGCCGAUAUUCAGGUCUACACCGUCACUGGCGAGAAUGUCAAGGUCGUGAACACCGGCGACAAGAACCCUGUCGGUAUUGCUGAGAGCAAAUGGGAUGGCAAGGACCCUUACGAAUUCUCCAAGGCCUCAGUCACCCUGUUGAGAUGGAAGCACUAG
Colletotrichum scovillei is the source of this 1103-nucleotide messenger RNA. Its product is annotated as alpha-L-arabinofuranosidase. The transcript is spliced from 3 exons. NCBI's taxonomy places the organism in Eukaryota, Fungi, Ascomycota, Sordariomycetes, Glomerellales, Glomerellaceae. Bases 147 to 1103 code for a protein of 318 amino acids. The record is from RefSeq and is a predicted model, not a curated record. Gene Ontology annotation, biological process: L-arabinose metabolic process; polysaccharide catabolic process. Gene Ontology annotation, molecular function: alpha-L-arabinofuranosidase activity.